AGUUACCAUCGCUUCCCCCACCGUCUCUCAUUGCUAACGACUUACUCACGACGAAGACGAUCACUCAUUCAUGUUCAAAUCUAUUCUACCCUCAAAGAGGAUACCAUCCUCAGAUUUCACGAUGUUGACCUCCUUCGCCGAGCCUCCACCUACAGACAAGGAAAACCAGCCUGGUUCGAAUGAGGUCCAACCUGGUCUUGGGACAGCAAAGGUCGGAAAACCAGGGCUACUUUCGAAAGGAUUCCCAGAAAAGAAGAAGAGAGAUGGCAAAUCUAAAGAACAAGGAACGGAGAUGCACCAGGCGUUCGACCAACUCCUCGAUGAACUUCAGAUACCUCCAACACUCCGGCCGAAACUAGCAGGAAUGGAUUCAAAUGUCAAGGCAGCUAUGCUUAAAUCGUCUCGAGGGAUGAAUCUCACUGUCAAAAGAUCCACAAUUCCACAAUCACCACCCGGAACGCUACUCAGAAGAACACGCAGCACCGAUUCACUAGACUCCCCUCAUGCCUUAAAAGGGUUGGAGUAUGACUUGAGACCUCCAAGACCACCUUUUGCUGCGCUUGAUUCCCAGCAAUCUUCUCCUGGUUCACCGUCGAGAAAAGCUAGUGGGCACUCGCGUGGAAUAUCGUUAAGCUCUGGCUUUCUGUCACGCAGUCAAAUCAAUCUUCCCCUCUCGGGGUCUACGGUAGAUUUGACAAGUGGAGGAAAGCCCUCCAAAGACAAAAGUUCCACUCUUCCCAGAAAUCUCUCUCCUGUCAACUUCGUCAGUAUCCUCUCCGGAACCUCGAGCACCACUCUAGAAGUAGAGAGUGUUAAGAAGCUACGUCUCAUGUUGAGAAACGAAUCAGCAAGUUGGACAGAAGACUUUCUGAAUGCGGGUGGAUACACCGCGUUGUUGACGAGGCUAAAUGAAAUUCUUGAGGUUGAAUGGAGGGAGGAACAGCACGACGAUCAACUUCUGCAUGAACUCCUUCGUUGCUUCAAGGCUCUGACCACUUCUACCGUUGGGUGUGCCGCCUUGAGAAGCUCCAGCCCUACGCCAUUCGCGCAACUUGUAAUGUUACUCUAUUCAGACAAAAAACCAGGCGACGUAUCCUCUCGACAACUCAUCGUCGAACUCCUCUUAGGUCUAUUCGAUCUGUACCCUUCCUCUUCCCUUCCUUCCAUGGGUAAUGGCAGGUCUACCACACCCCGUCGCGAAAUUUGGGAGAUGACCUCGUUGUCAUUAAGCUCCAGCAAGCUGAUCACCCUACCUGCACCUCACAGAUCUAUCUUCUCAUUUAUUCGAGGAUUGUUACUCACCCCGGCCCCUCCAACCGCUGAGGCUGCUGAUUCUACUCCAUUAGAGCCUCACGAAUUCAUCGAGAACCUCCAUCGCCCUAGGAUAUACAAGGCAUACCUCCAAGAGCUCUCCGAUGUCUGUCGGGAUUACUUUUGGGUUUUCUGCCACCCUAAUAACACCAUCUGGCUUCUUGCUGAGACGGAUGAGGGCAAAGUGGAGAAACCUCGAGCACCUGGUGGGAUGACUGGAGGAGUGGAGUUCGAAGCGAUCAGUUACUUUACAGCGCACCUUAAACUUGUCAACGCCAUUGCCCAAGCUGCCGCAGAUCUCAACAUGCCCAAAGAACAUGACCUCUCGGCAUACAAACUCCAUUCCGAUCUGUUCCUGUCAGGUUUCGAGCGAAUCGUUCUGAUCUCGCGAAAGGCGUCUACAACUUACUAUCCUACUCUUCACCUUGAGCUGUCAAGAUACGUUGUCUAUGCUGGCCGAGCUGGAUUCGAGCUACCAUGGACAUUGUCAAGGUUGGUUGGGUUGCCGCCUGCUUCUUUAUGCAAGAAGACGCCUCCACCGUCUGGUCGCAACACGCCGAAUCGCGUUGCAAAAGGUAGCAGUCGGAAACAAGAAGACAGUGUGUCGAGGACUCCGCCUCGAAGGGAUAGUCGUGUGUAAAUAGGGGUGUUGAUAGAUUUGUGCUUAAGGACUUGUUAUGUACAUAUCCUCUGCUUUUUUUCAUUGUUGCUGCUCCUCACUAUGUCUGGGAUUAUUAUCGACUCUUUUUGUAUCUACGUGUGUUGAAUUUGAAAUGGCCCUUUCUUCAGGCA
Molecule: messenger RNA, 2103 nt
Organism: Marasmius oreades (fairy-ring Marasmius)
Lineage: Eukaryota; Fungi; Basidiomycota; Agaricomycetes; Agaricales; Marasmiaceae
Exons: 6
Coding region: 71-1951 (626 amino acids)
Biological process (GO): actin cytoskeleton organization
Molecular function (GO): actin binding; small GTPase binding
Source: RefSeq, a predicted model, not a curated record